Messenger RNA from Stylonychia lemnae, 2724 nucleotides. The record is from the annotation of a GenBank genome assembly. NCBI's taxonomy places the organism in Eukaryota, Ciliophora, Spirotrichea, Sporadotrichida, Oxytrichidae.
AUGACCUUUUUAUUCACAAUAAUCAUUGGAAAGCGACUAUUUAUUGACACGGAAAAAAGCUAUGAUAGGCUGGUCUACCAUCUACUUGUUAUUGCAUUCUAUUUUAUAGCAGUAAAACUUCAUUCAAAAAGCAAUAAUUUUACCAGAUUUGUUCCAAUCUUUAUAGGCGUUUUAUCCUAUUUUGCCCAUACCAGAUUUCUCACUUAUUACAAUAUUUAGCCUAAUUAAUAUUCGGUUCUAGAUAAUUAAAGUGGUUGUGAAGGUAUCGCCAAUUAAACUUUAAUAGAUGGUAACUAAAAAUUUUAAGUCUAAAAUGUUGAUAUCAAUGAUAUGUUCAGACAUAUUGUAGUAAUGGGGGCAUUUUUUAUUAAUCAUAUUUACAUUGAUAUUUUUCUGACAGUAACUAAUUUCGACUCACUACUAUUAAAUGGUAUGACCUGGGGCCUUCUUAGUUUAAACACAAUGAAUAAUUCUGGUCUUACAAUUAGCACAAAGAUUUCCGUACUAACUCUUGCUAUAUUUGCAUUUAAAUUUUCAGCAGAUGCCAGAGAUAUUAAAAGGAACUAAUUUAAAAACUAUGUGGAGCAAAAAAACCUUAAUCUUCAAUGGAUGAGCAUCUUCAAAAGACUUCCGAUCGGAAUCCUUAUCACUAGAGAUAACAAGGUUAUUCACUCAAACAAAAAAAUGUUAGAAAUACUUGGAAAAGACUAAAUAAAUUAUCUCGAUGAAUUAGAUAACAGUCUUCUAAUCACCUAGGAUGAAAUAGGUUCAAUAGAUAUGAAUAUGAAAAAGGAAUGUGGGUCCUUCAGAAAUCUGAUUGAUAAUAAGAAUAAUGGAAAUUCAGUUGGAGGAGGUUAUAGGAAAAUGCUUGGAAGAGUAAGCAAGAUUAGAUCGGAUACAAAUGCAUCUGAAAGCAGUGAUAAUAACAACUUUCUAAGUAAUUAAUCCUCCGCCUAAAAAAAGUUUAAAAUUGGCACUGACACGUUUAGCUUUAUUUUCUAAAAGGUGCGAAUAUUGAAUGUGACAAUAAAUCUCAUUCUAUUUAUGGAUAUAUCCCAAUAAGAAAAAUUAUUCGCGGCAAACUUGGAGAAAAAAUAUAAGAACAUUUUUCUGUCUAGUAUCUCUCAUUCCUUGAGGACUCCUUUAAAUUCAUUAUAGUUGAAUAAUAACAUAAUGAAAGAACUUUUGAGAGACAGAAGAGAUGUCAAGGACAUUCUAGAAAUUGAUUCACAAACUCAUGAACUUUUAAACUACUAAAUUAAUGAUGUGCUUGAGUACUCUAAACUAGAGACUGGAGAGUUUAAACCCAAUUAUAAGGUUUUUCCGAUCGAAAAAUUUAUGAGACAUAUAGCAUGGAUGUUUGAAACAUAGGCUCAUGCGAAAGGUCUUAAAUUCACAGUUUUAUUAGGAAAAAAGAUACCAGAAAGUGUGUUUCAAGAUUAUACAAAGCUAGGGCAGGUUCUAGUUAAUAUACUCAGUAAUGCAAUCAAGUAUACCCCAGAGGGUCAAGUGAAAGUAGUAGUUGAGCAUACCCUCAAGUAAUACAGAAAGCUAUUGCAAAUAAAAGUAUCAGAUACUGGAAUUGGUAUUUCAAGCAAAAAUGAAGUUGGACAAUGGUUUUAAAACCUCUCUGUAAUAGAAAAUGUUAAUCAAAAUGGAAUCGGCUUUGGAAUAAACAUUUCCAAAAGACUAAUAAAUUAGCUAGGAGGAGAUCUUUUGAUUGAAAACAAUGCUAAUAUUCCAAAUUCUGAUACAAAACGAGGUGUUACUGUCACUAUAGAGUUUCCAUAUCGGCAAAGAGCAAUUGAAGAAUCAGAAAAUGAUCAUGAGAUUGAAGACUAACAAUUGGCAUAAGAAUAGAUACAAGUGGUUCAAAGUUUCCAUUCAUUAAGUUACUAUGCCAGAUUAGAUACAUCUGUAAUUGAUAAUGAAAUGAACAUUAAUGAUGAAAAAAUGGACGAUAAAGAAAAUUCACUAGUUGAGAAGUUAGAGGAACAUACCUUAAAAAAUUUGAAUACUCUACUAGAAAAGAAAGAUGGAAAUCUGAAUAGGAUUAAAAGAAAUCAAAGGACCAAAUCCUAUGAUAAGAUGCUAAAAAAACAUAUUUCUCUUUUUUAGGGGGAUCUUUAAGAGGAGGAAAAAUCCAAGGACGUAUAUUUACUAAAUCAAGAGAAAAAUAAAUAUAUGGCCAAGAAAAAUUCUAUUGUACCAAAGAAUGAGAUUAUAGUAUCAAACGCAUACUAGAGAUUAUAAUAUUAAACUUACGAUCUUGAGAUGAUGAGAGAUUUUAAACCUUGCUGCAAUAGAAUUUUGGUUAUUGAUGAUAAUCCAUUUAAUGUCAAAUCAAUUUAAUUAAUGCUCUAGCACUGCUAUAAAAUGGAGUGCGAUGUUGCUUUCUCAGGGUAGGAUGCCAUCUCUUUAGUGGAGGAAAGGCUCAGAAAAGUUCAUAACAAAGGUUGUUUCCGUUUGUAUUAGCUCAUAUUGACAGAUAUAAAUAUGCCAGAAAUGGACGGGCUUUAAAUGACGAAGAGAAUAAGAAAGAUCAUUAGAGAUAAUGUAAAUCUUUUCAACAACAAUUAACCCUCUUGUGCAAUCUGGGCUAUUACAGCCAUGAAUGAGACAGAAUUAGAAGAUAUGAUCAGCUCUGAAAAUCUUAAUGGUGUCUCAGUGAAACCUAUGAACUAUAAUAAAUUAGGAGAAAUAUUGUAAGCCUUUAUCAAAUGA